AUGGGUCUUUUAUGCCGACCGAAACCUUCCUCCAUGACCAACUUUGGCAAAGAUGCCUCCUUCCUUCGAACCAUGCUCAGUGUGGAGGAGUAUCGCUUUGUCCAGUGGGCAGAUACAGUAGGCCUGACUGCCCCAGACGGCAAAAUGCUGCCUCAGAUCAACCAAGUGCUCGCGGAAGAGCUGAUGGUACAGCUGAGAGAUAGGCUGGACUGCGACAAAUUGAAGGAGCGGUAUUCAAUUGACCUUCAACCUGCUAAUGUCGCCGGUCAAGCACCAAACAAAAACACGGAGGGAGGGUCGCAGGCCCCGGUCAUUCUGUCCCAUGCAGUCUCCGAUGAGCGGCGAACAGAAAUUCUGGAACGCGCCAAAUUGAUCCAGUAUAAGACCGGGCUGCCCAAGCGUCUCUGGUGGGCGGCAAUGGAGAAGUCAAAAUUUCAGACUCUCGUUCGAGACGUGAGACAAAUUGUGGAUGCGCUUUGGAAUCUGCUCGAGCCGAUUCGGCAGAGAGAACUCGCCCAACAGGUUGGCCGCACGCUGACGGCAGUCGUGGACAUGAGCCACGACAUUGAAACCUUGAAAGGCCUGCAGGCUAGUUUAAAUUGGAAGACAACGGAUUUCCCUGGCGAAGCGAUUCUCUCUGCCGCAGUUGGCUUGAAAGUGGUGCGCGAGCAGCUUCCUGACGACAGCAGUGAAUCAACCAGUGUCCAACCACUAGAAUACGAACCUCCCCAACAUUUACAUAGAAGUCUUCUCAAACGGCCUACAACCAAGCCAGGCGCCAGUGGAGCAUUUAUCGCAGAGUAUGACAAAAAACCGGUGUUAUGCGAGGCCAAGCUAGUUCAUGGACGGCUCAAGUCAAAGCUCCGAUUGCGAUCCGAGAAUCUAGCACGAUUGCUUUCUUUGCCCAAAAGUCCCGGUUUCCUGACCUUGAGAUGUCUUGGGUUUCUGGAAGACAUGGAUGAGUUUGUCUUCCUGUAUGAGUAUCCGCCUGCGGCGGACAUCUCGAUCCCGCCACGAUCUCUUCAAGACUUGCUCCGCGACUCCAAGAUGAGGUCUCCAAGUGUUACAGCAAGAUUAAAAUUGGCGCUGGAGAUCUGCAAGACACUGUUGACUGUGCACACCGCAGGCUGGCUACACAAGAACAUCCGCUCUGAGAACAUUCUGUUCUUCACGGAAAGAACAAACUCAAGCAAUAGCUCUCAAACUCUGACGCAGCCAUAUCUGACCGGAUUUGCCUUCUCGCGUGCUGAUUCCCCCGUUGAGAUCAGUGAUCAGGCCUCCGAAGAUCCCAUUUUAGACAUCUAUCGGCAUCCGCAAGCCCUUGGUGAGCCGUCCGUCUCGUACGCUAUGUACAUGGAUCACUACUCUCUUGGAAUGGUCCUCACCGAGAUCGCUGAAUGGCGUUCGCUAAAGCAUAUCAUCAAGAAACAUGUUGAUGUCACCAAGAGCGAAAUUGAUGUACCACUUUCGGCUUUGGCUGGGAUCCAUGACUGGUUUGUCCGAGAGCUGGUGGAACGUGGACAAAUCGAAUUCCGCAUGGGAGAGGUUUAUGGAAAUGCUAUUUCCUGGCUCACAAGCUUUCGGUGUGGAGGUUUGGGACAGCAUAAUAGUACCCAACACCUUCUCGCUUUCCAGCAGUUUGUGAAUGAGCUGGGCUACUGUCGGGUGUAG
Penicillium subrubescens is the source of this 1671-nucleotide messenger RNA. Its product is annotated as prion-inhibition and propagation domain-containing protein. Gene Ontology annotation, molecular function: ATP binding; protein kinase activity. Gene Ontology annotation, biological process: protein phosphorylation. The record is from RefSeq and is a predicted model, not a curated record. The transcript has 2 exons. NCBI's taxonomy places the organism in Eukaryota, Fungi, Ascomycota, Eurotiomycetes, Eurotiales, Aspergillaceae. Bases 1 to 1671 code for a protein of 556 amino acids.